GUUCAUCGACACGUAUGGUCUGUCAAACGUCACGAACUAGGAAGUACUUUUCGUAAUCAUUUCACAGCAGAAAAUCAUAACAUAUGUGCACGCUCCACCUUCGUCUGUAGAGUAUUGUUACCUCAAAUUUAAACAAAAUGCGAGAUCCACAGGCUGUAAGCCACAAGAUAAUCCAGGCUGUUUACACUAGCUCGAGCAGUGGCCUGGAAGGCUUCAAGGCUAAUGCCGUGUUCCAGGAGAUAAACAAAAAGCUUCAGGAGCAGGAUGGGGAGCAGUUUGUGAAAAAGAUCGGAGGAGUUUUCGCUUUCAAGGUGAAGGGUGGACCAAAUGGGGAGGAGGCUGUGUGGUUUGUUGAUGUGAAAAAUGGCAAAGGCUGUGUCCACAAUGACACAGCAAAAAAAGCAGACUGCACAAUUGCAAUGUCAGAUGCUGAUCUGUUGGCUCUGAUGACGGGGAAGAUGAACCCACAAACAGCUUUUUUCCAGGGGAAGUUGAAGAUCACAGGGAACAUGGGUAUGGCCAUGAAGCUCCAGAGCCUGCAACUGCAGCCAGGCAAAGCCAAGCUGUGAAGGAGCAGUAGUGGAAAAUGGGCAAAGCUUGACUCCAGGCAUUGAUUUAGGAUUAACGUUAUACAUCUCAGAUCUAGCCUAAGUAGUUCAAUAACAACCGUUGUCCAGACCAGUGCCUAAGGGUAACAUCCACCUACUGAAUGCAGUAGGUGGUUGUUUGUUCAACCAUCCUUGUUUGUUCUACCUUGUUGAUAGGAGAAAACAAGCCCUGUCUGUCGGGGAAAGGAGUAUGGAUGGACAGAAACACAGUUUUUCCUCCCAACGACUAUUUUCUGACAGUGUUAGUUGAGACCUUGUAGAGGUGGGCACUCUGAUUUUCAUGUUUAUGAACCAAUCAUCUUUCUAACACAAUUAUGUCGUCCAAUACCUCCCUCUUUCGUUGAGCUACUCUGCAAACAUUCUUUGCUAAUGGAAAUAUCCCUCCCCAAAAGCUGUAUAAAUCUGGUCAAAGUUGUGUGGAGUAGUUUUUCACUUUCUGUCUGUGAGUCAAGUGCCUCUCAUCUUUUGUGUGUUGUUGCAUAAGGACUGUAUCACCUUUAGACACGUUUGUAUUGCAUACUCUUGAUAAUGGGACUUAAUGGAUAACUGGAUGUGGGUCACUGUGACUCCAAUAUCUGCCAUGUCAGUCUUUUGUAAACAAAACGUGACUUGUUACUGAAUAAACAGUAUUUUCUCCUG
Osmerus eperlanus (European smelt) is the source of this 1247-nucleotide messenger RNA. RefSeq names its product sterol carrier protein 2b (gene scp2b). The record is from RefSeq and is a predicted model, not a curated record. NCBI's taxonomy places the organism in Eukaryota, Metazoa, Chordata, Actinopteri, Osmeriformes, Osmeridae. The transcript is spliced from 5 exons. The coding region runs from base 138 to 569 and encodes 143 amino acids. Gene Ontology annotation, cellular component: cytosol.